This is a messenger RNA of Argiope bruennichi, 2434 nucleotides long. Its product is annotated as sodium-coupled neutral amino acid transporter 7-like. The transcript is spliced from 11 exons. Gene Ontology annotation, molecular function: amino acid transmembrane transporter activity. Bases 296 to 1939 code for a protein of 547 amino acids. The record is from RefSeq and is a predicted model, not a curated record. NCBI's taxonomy places the organism in Eukaryota, Metazoa, Arthropoda, Arachnida, Araneae, Araneidae. Gene Ontology annotation, biological process: amino acid transmembrane transport.
AUAACAGCUGGGCCGAAAAAGUGGACCUGCAACCAGUUUCAUCCGCCCUGAUUCGGAAAGAAUCGAACGUCAGAUGGAUGCGAAAUAGGGUAUUGGGCCCUUAAAUCCAUGUGCGAAACAUCAAGAAGGUGUAUUCUUUCUUCAGAGUUUACGAAAACUGGUAUGACAUACUGAUGUGAAAUCGUUUUCUAGAACCUCGGGUAAACACGUGCCGGUGCCAACUCUUAGUGGAGAUGGUUGGAUUCCAGUGAAAGAGCAGGUGAAAGAGUUGCUGAGCUUGAAAUCUCUGUAAACCAUGCCUCUCAAAAUUGGAAGCAAAUUGAAUGAAAGCAGUGAGAGUCUUCCAGGACAUUUGACGUGGACGCUGUCAAAAGAUGUAUUCCAAAAAGUAUUAUCUGGCGCAACUUGGCUAUCAAAAUCAGUCCAAGUGCAGAAUGGGCAGUUCGGGGAGCAUCAACCACUGGUGCACACAAUAAAUAGGAAUUAUUCCUGUAACGAAAUUUAUCAAGGGAAAGGUAGAGAGACUCCAGUAUUUCCAGGUUAUCAAGUCAAUGCUAGAAGAGCUCUGUGGCCGUCUCGAAAUAACAACCUCCCAUCGAAUCUCAACCCACUCGAUACAGUGACUAUAUCAGAUGUCUGCAGAUCUGCGACACCCCUCAUUCCACCGGUACCUGAACAUGAAGAGGGUGUCAGUUGGAUUACUGCAUCUUUCUUACUCAGCAAUGCAGCCCUUGGAAUCGGAAUACUUAACUUUCCAGCUGCUUAUGAUUUAGCUGGAGGAAUCGUAUGGGCUACUGGCGUACAGUUACUUAUGCUAGUUUUGAUCAUCUUAACCAUGCUCAUCCUUGCCCACUGUUCUGAUGUUAAUCUUGAUGUCACCUACCAUGACGUCCUCUUGUCCAUGUGUGGCCGAAGUGCGCAGAAACUGGCUGCAGUGUCCAUUACUUGCACUUGCUAUGGAGUAUGCGUUGCUAUAUUUAUUAUCAUUGGUGAUCAACUUGAUAGACUUUUCUUGGCUGCCUUUGGUUCGACGUUCUGCCAUCAUUGGUAUCUGGAACGACAUUUCACUAUAACAGCAGCUUCUCUUCUGCUAGUUUUACCCAUCUGCUAUUGCAGAAGAGUAGAUUUCCUUAGAUAUGCAGGGUCUUUGGGUAUUUUUGCCAUGUUGUAUCCAGUGUUCCUAACCGUUUAUGGAUAUUUUAAGCUCGACAUAAAAGAUGUAGAAAUCAAGCAUGAACCUGAAAGUAUUUCUAAAUUGCUCGUCGUUGUUCCGGUCUUUUGUCUGGCUUACCAGUGCCAAGAAGUUGUAGUUCCUGUAUACGCCUGCAUGAGGAAGAGGUCCCUGGGAAAUUUCGCGAAGUCUUGCUGCGCGACCAUGUGCUUCUUGUUCAUGAUUUAUUCCAUCAUUGGAUGCUUCGGGUACUUGACAUUCGGGGCCAUGGUUUCCCCCAAUGUCAUGAAGAUGUACAACGCUGAGGAUCCUGUCGUUAUGAUUGGAAUCGGGGCCCUCAUCCUCAAAAUGGUUGUAACAUAUCCAGUUCUGGCACUUUGUGGCAGAGGAGCUGUCGAUGGAUUAUAUUCCGAAAUAUUCCGACUCUCAGCUGCGGAUUUCGUGAAAGGUGAAAGAAGGAGAAGAAUCAUCAUCGCGACCCUGUGGUUCAGCUCCUCACUUCUCAUAGCCCUAAAUACCAGCAGCAUCGGUACUGUGAUACACGCACUUGGCUCGAUUUCUGCAGCCAACGUAUUCAUUUAUCCUGGUAUUUGUUUAAUGCAAGUCACGCUUCAGACGGAUCCGGGUAUGAAAGAAAGAAAGAGCUAUUUUUUGAUCGUGGCAGCCGUUUGUUUGGCUGCUCUCGGAGCUUUCUUCUUUGGACUUAUCAUUGUCGAUUCAUUCUUCAAUGGGGGAACUACUAAAGCAGUCGAAAGUCUUUGUUCCUGAAUGCUGUCAGCGGAACUGGUGUUGUUUCAGUUCCAUUUUCUGUGACCUGAAUGACUGAAUUUUACGAACUUCAAAUGUGUGAUCAAAUUUCUUUUUCGAGAUAGAACGAGAGAGAAAACAGGAUUUUUUUUUAAAUGAUAAUUCAAAUAAUUUAACAUGAGAGAUAUAAAAAGUGUUCGAAUUAAUAAAUCAGACUCCAUGACAUUUUUAUGUGUUUUCCCUAUUAAUAUAAGAUGCUUUAGAAUAUCAUCAUUAUACUGUGUGACAUUCAGAAAAACGAACAAUAUCCUGGAGAUAUUAUACAAUAUCGUCUGCUAAUAGAUUUAACUGCUAAUUUAUGAACGUACUAAAUGACAUAAUUGAAAGACUAAAAAUACCUUUAGAGGCAAAAGUUGAACUUUUCAUAAAAACGCAUAUAUUGCUUACUGAAUUUUUUUCAAUAUCAUGUAUUACAUCAGACCAAAAAUAAAAUUCGUUUCAUUGGCGUCAUCUUUA